Molecule: messenger RNA, 2823 nt
Organism: Penicillium longicatenatum
Lineage: Eukaryota; Fungi; Ascomycota; Eurotiomycetes; Eurotiales; Aspergillaceae
Product: M1 family metallopeptidase
Exons: 3
Coding region: 1-2823 (940 amino acids)
Biological process (GO): peptide catabolic process; proteolysis
Cellular component (GO): cytoplasm
Molecular function (GO): zinc ion binding; peptide binding; metalloaminopeptidase activity
Source: RefSeq, a predicted model, not a curated record
AUGCGACGUUUCUCCACGCGUGCGCUGCUUCAUUCAAAAGCAAAGCCACCGCUUCUUUCCGCCAGAUCCCCCCUCCCCCUCUUUCACUCCGCCCCUCGGUCUGCGACAACUUUAAGACCGACUCGCCCGCGCUCCAAUCCUCUCGCCCAAACUUCCAAAAGAUACUGUUCAUACCGCAGAAUGUGUCACUCCCGUCGUGACGAGGUCUCCGGCUCGACCAAUGUCCAGGGCCGUGAGGUCCUGCCCACCAACGUGAAGCCUGUGCACUAUGAUUUGACCCUCGAGCCCAACUUUGAGAAGUUCACCUACGAAGGAUCCGUCCUUAUUGACCUGCAGGUGACUGAGGACACCGACUUUAUCUCCCUUAACUCCAACGAGAUCGAUAUCCACAGCGCAACCGUUCUGUCGAAAGGCACAGUAGUAGAGUCGAAGCCGGAAAUUUUCAUGAAUAAGGAUGCGCAGACCGCUACCAUCAAGUUCAACCACGCCCUCUCUGCGGGGUCCGAUGCCCAGCUGAAGCUCACCUUCACUGGUAUCCUGAACGAUAACAUGGCCGGUUUCUACCGUUCCUCAUACAAGCACAAUGGUGAGACCAAGUACAUCGCCACCUCUCAGAUGGAGCCGACGGACGCUCGCCGCGCCUUCCCCUGCUUUGACGAGCCCGCUCUCAAGGCCAAGUUCACCGUGACCCUGAUUGCAGACAAGAGCAUGACCUGCCUGAGCAACAUGGAUGUGGCAUCCGAGACCGAUAUUGAGGGUGGUAAGAAGACUGUCAAGUUCAACACCUCGCCCGAGAUGUCGACCUACCUGAUUGCCUUCAUCGUGGGUCACCUUAACUAUGUUGAGACCAACAACUUCCGAGUGCCAGUUCGCGUCUACGCCACCCCCGACCAGGAUAUCGAACACGGUCGCUUCUCUCUGGAGCUCGCCGCUAAGACCCUUGCUUUCUACGAGAAGGCCUUUGACAAUGAUUUCCCACUGCCGAAGAUGGACAUGGUGGCCGUGCCUGACUUCAGCGCGGGAGCUAUGGAGAACUGGGGUUUGAUUACCUACCGUAUCGUUGAUGUGCUCUUGGACGAGAAGAACGCCGGUGCCUCCCGAAAGGAGCGUAUUGCCGAGACCGUCCAGCACGAAUUGGCUCACCAGUGGUUCGGUAACUUGGUCACCAUGGACUUCUGGGAUGGCCUGUGGUUGAACGAGGGUUUCGCGACCUGGAUGUCGUGGUACUCUUGCAAUGUGUUCUACCCUGAAUGGAAGGUGUGGCAGACUUAUGUCAUUGAUAACCUCCAGGGCGCUUUGUCGCUCGACUCGCUCCGUAGCAGUCACCCCAUUGAGGUCCCUGUGAAGCGCGCCGAUGAGAUCAACCAGAUUUUCGAUGCUAUCUCUUACUCCAAGGGCUCGUCUGUACUGCGCAUGAUCUCCAAGUACCUGGGAGAGGAUGUGUUCCUGCAGGGUGUCCGUGACUACAUUCGCAAGCAUGCCUACGGCAACACCCAGACUGGUGAUCUGUGGGCUGCUUUGGCCAACGCCAGUGGCAAGCCUGUUCAGUCGGUCAUGGACAUCUGGACUAAGAACGUUGGUUUCCCCGUCCUUAGCGUCACUGAAAACCCAGAAACCUCGUCUAUCAGCCUGAAGCAGAACCGCUUCCUGCGUACUGGUGACGUCCGCCCCGAGGAGGAUAAGGUCCUUUACCCUUGCAUGCUCGGCCUGCGCACCAAGGACUCCGUCGAUGAAACUACUAUGUUGACUGAGCGUGAGGGUGAGUUCAAGGUCCCUGAUCUGGACUUCUACAAGCUUAAUGCCGACCACUCCGCCAUCUACCGCACUUCCUACUCUCCCGAGCGCCUGCGCAAGCUGGGACAGGCUGCUCGUGAUGGUCUUCUCACUGUUGAGGACCGUGCUGGUAUGAUUGCCGACUCUGGUGCUCUGUCUGCUUCUGGUUUCCAGAAGACCUCUGGUCUGCUGUCGCUCCUCCAGGGUCUCGAUACCGAGUCCGAAUUUGUUGUUUGGACUGAGAUGCUCUCCCGUAUCGCCACCCUGCGUGGUGCCUGGCUCUUUGAGGAUGCCAAGACUAAGGACGCGCUCAAGGCUUUCCAGCGUUCGCUCGUCUCCGCCAAGGCUCACGAGCUGGGCUGGGAGUUUUCUGAGAACGAUGACCACAUCCUGCAGCAGUUCAAGGCUCUUAUGUUCGGCUCCGCCGGUAUGGCCGACGAUCCGGUUGUCAUCAAGGCUGCCCAGGACAUGUUCGGCCGCUUUGCUGCCGGCGACAUUUCCGCCAUUCACCCCAACAUUCGUGGCAGCGUUUUCACCAUCGUUCUGAAGCACGGUGGCGUCAAGGAGUACGAAGUUGUGCUGGACCGCUUCCGCAAUGCCCCUACUUCUGACGAGAAGACCACUGCCUUGCGUUGCCUCGGUGCCUCCGAGGACCCGGCUCUCAUCCAGCGCACUCUCGACCUGGCCAUGGGUGACGAGGUCAAGAACCAGGAUAUCUACAUGCCGCUCGGCGGUCUUCGCGGCUCCACGGCCGGUAUUCAGGCUCGUUGGACCUGGCUCCAGAAGAACUGGGACACUGUCUACCAGCGCCUUCCCCCGUCCCUCGGUAUGCUGGGUACUGUCGUGCAAAUGACUACCAGUGCCUUCGCCACUGAAGCCCAGCUCAAGGACGUUCAGGCCUUCUUCGACUCUAAGGAUACUAAGGGAUACGACCGUGCCGUUGAACAGAGCCUUGACGCCAUCCGCGCCAAGGUCAACUGGAUCCAGCGCGACGGCGAGGAUGUCGAGUCCUGGCUGAGCAAGAACCAGUACCUCCAGAGUAAGUUGUGA